UUUACGUAGUUGUGCGUCAACUCCCCAGUCCCCCCACCAUCACCGUUCUACAGAGGAAGAAAGGGGGAGACGGGCAACCUAUACAGAACGCUUUCAUACAAAUAUGAGCGGCAGCGGGCGGCCCAGGACCAGCUCCUUCGCUGAGCCUCCCGGAGCUCCCGGGUCCGCUGCAGCCGGUGCCGGAUCAGCAGCAGCCGGUGGGAGCUCGACAGGAAAGACUGGGGCUUCAACAGCCAGUGGAACCAGCUCGACGAGCUUCGGGAAUCUGAAACUGCCUAGAGACAGUGGCAAGGUGACGACGGUGGUAGCCACACCCGGCCAGGGCCCCGACCGCCCACAGGAAGUCUCUUAUACAGACAUAAAGGUUAUAGGGAAUGGCUCCUUUGGGGUGGUCUACCAGGCUCGCCUCAUCGACAGCCAGGAGAUGGUGGCCAUUAAGAAAGUUCUCCAAGACAAGAGGUUCAAGAAUAGGGAGCUGCAAAUUAUGAGGAAAUUGGACCACUGCAACAUUGUGAGGCUACGUUACUUCUUCUACUCCAGUGGAGAGAAGAAAGAUGAGGUGUAUUUGAAUCUGGUGCUGGACUUCGUUCCCGAGACCGUGUACAGGGUGGCUCGGCACUUCAACAAGGCAAAGACCACCAUCCCCAUCAUCUAUGUUAAGGUGUACAUGUACCAGCUGUUCCGCAGUCUGGCUUAUAUCCAUUCCCAGGGCGUGUGUCACAGAGACAUCAAACCCCAGAACCUGCUGGUGGACCCGGAGACGGCCAUCCUCAAACUCUGUGACUUUGGCAGGUCAGUACCAGACUCUGCCUGUGGACAUCAAGUCUGUCUCCCAUCAUCCUGUGCAUUGUUGUGACUGUCUGUGUGUCUG
This is a messenger RNA of Notothenia coriiceps (black rockcod), 871 nucleotides long. RefSeq names its product glycogen synthase kinase-3 alpha-like. Gene Ontology annotation, molecular function: protein serine/threonine kinase activity; ATP binding. Gene Ontology annotation, biological process: negative regulation of canonical Wnt signaling pathway; negative regulation of TOR signaling; peptidyl-threonine phosphorylation. Gene Ontology annotation, cellular component: cytosol; axon; nucleus. The coding region runs from base 104 to 856 and encodes 250 amino acids. The transcript has 6 exons. The record is from RefSeq and is a predicted model, not a curated record. Lineage: Eukaryota; Metazoa; Chordata; Actinopteri; Perciformes; Nototheniidae.